Messenger RNA from Strongylocentrotus purpuratus (purple sea urchin), 1988 nucleotides. RefSeq lists its product as uncharacterized. Lineage: Eukaryota; Metazoa; Echinodermata; Echinoidea; Camarodonta; Strongylocentrotidae. The coding region runs from base 488 to 1960 and encodes 490 amino acids. The transcript is spliced from 8 exons. The record is from RefSeq and is a predicted model, not a curated record.
GCCCUGGUAAAGAGAGAAAGUAUCGCAUAUGCAAAAUCUGUUCCCAGUUGAUCGGCAAAAUAUCACAAUCAAAGACAGAAAUAGAGGAAUCACACUCUAGCCUUCAGAAUAUAAGUGAUGGCAGCACCUACCUUGGGCAGAAGAUUAAACGAUGUCUUUCUCCGCCAGCCUCUCCACCUCAAAAGAGAAGAAAUCUUACUCAAACGCCCCAACAAAAUACCCAAGAGACCCAGACUGAGCCCAUGGCAGAGACCCCCGGAGACCCACCCAAGAAACGGAAAUAUACCAAUACCUUCCUCCCCCAAGCUGCGGCCCACCUGGCAGCUGGGCGGUAUAAGCAAAUGAUGAAAAAAAUGAAGUCUUCAAGCUCCUUUAAUAACAUGAUGAUAAAUUCAGUAUGUCAACAAAUCAAUACUGAAAUCAAAUCUAAUCAGUCAAUCUUCGAAAUCAAUGACACCAAUAAAGCAAAGAGUUAUGAGAGCUUUUCAUGGAGAAAAACAAAUCAACGUCUGAAGAAAAUUGCCCAACAAUGAUGAAAGUUCUAUCAGCAAUAACGGACAGCAGGGGGCCCAGUAAAGAAACCAAUGUGAGAAUCACCAUGGCAGCAUCCCAACUCCUCUACACCCGUGAUCCAAGAAAACACAAAUUCAUUCAGGAGUUGAUUGGAUUGUUGAUGUGGUUUGCAGGAACAAAGAGACAGAUUUUCGAGAGGCUGUCUAGGCUGGGUUUAUGCACCAACAUUGGGACCACCACAAAUUGCAUAGACACUUUGAGGGGUGAAUUUGACACUACCAUUCAUCACCAGAAACUGCAAAUCGCAGAUAUUAAGAGGAGAUCCACAAGGGCAAAGAAACGACUGGUUCCUGCUGAAGAAUGGGAGGAUGAAGGUGGAUGGGAGGAAGUUCAAGAAACCCCUGAAGAAGUGACCCCCCUUGUAUCAUCUCCAGUGGACGAAGGUCCUCAUAACAUCGAUGCACUCCAACCUGACCCUGAUAGCUCAACCUUCAAUUGUGCCAACAUUGAUGACACGACCACAACAACAUUUGGAUUUACAUUGACAUUUGACAAUGUGAGUCUGUGGCCUUCAAGGACACCGUUUUAUUCAGGUCAGCUAAACUUGGUGCGGUCUCAUGCAGCUAUAGACCGUGUGUCAUGCUUCAACCUUAGUGAUGAGGCUCCAUCCUUGAAAGAGCUAUCAAACAUAUCUCAAGAUAUCUUCAUCCCCACUACUGAAGACAACGACAUGCUAAGGUAUGAGUAUGAAGUGAUGAUUGAACGGAUACUGUCCAAGCAUAUCCCAUGCUUCAAGGAUAUAGACGUCACAGAACACAUCCCGCAUCCUUAUCAGGCAGAGACAAAGAAAAAAAGUGUGAUGGUACCUUUAGGAGUCCUGCAAAAAGAUGUAACAAAUGUGUCAGAUAUGAUAGACGUUCUGACACAUCUGCACAAGCAUGUUCCAGGACACGAGUCUCCGAUACCAGUGAUAUUGUACGGGGAUCAGCCGUCUUGUGAGAGGGUCCGAGAUGCCAUCGGUGUUCGUAGUAAUGAAGAUACACCGUGGAAUCGCCUCGGCGGGUUACUACCAUCCAUACAGGAGUCGCAUAAGUGCUUACUUUUCCUAGAGGACACAUACAAACUUCUGUUUGAUGCAAAAAGUGUAAAGUCAUGUGGGAGUCUAUCUUUCAUCAAGAGCCGAUAUAAACACACUCAUGUCACACCGAAAGUCUCCUACUGUUUCAACUACGCCACAAGUAUGUUGAGAUUUGCAACAGAAGCACACGUGGUUGCUGCAGCGUGUGAGUACAUGGGCAUAUCAAAGCCCAGUGAUCCCCCAAAGAUCUACCCCAGGAUCCCAAGGCCAAGUCAGUAUAUUUCAGUGAAAUAUGUAAAUCUGUACUGGACAAAUCUUUCCAUCCCUACCAGCCUGGUCAUCCUGCCGAGGAAGACGAGGAAGAGUUAGAGGCCGAGGAGGAUGAGGAUGAGGAGCU